AUGUUGUUUAACGUGUCGAGCCCCAGCACAGCAGCACGCGUCGUAUCGCCUCCAGCAUCAUCACAACAGCCGCCGAGGAGAUGCAGUGACAGUGAGACUGCGAACUACCGCACUACCUCACCGUCACCGCCGCCGUCGCCGUCGCCGUCGCAGUCCUCCACCACAGACACGAUCAGUGACAGCAGUGACACGCUGAACGAGGACACUGUCACCUCCUCGACGGAAUUAACACGGCUUCCGCGAGCGUUAGCAUCGUCUCCAUCCACGCCGUCACCGUCCGUAGCGCCGUGCCCAAACCCUGAGCUGUCCACGCAGCCGCUGGGUGCUGCCAAUCUCGGGAGUGCGAGUGCCGUCGGCGUCAACACGAGUCUCAAUGGGGUGCCUGGCGGUGAAAACAGGGGUUCCUCCUCUCCAACUACAUCCCCGAAUAGUCCUGCCGUCAGUGGCAACCCUCGGCGUUCGCUGAAUGCCGCCUUCACGCUCAGCCCGCGCACUGAGAGUGAGGUGGAGAUCUCCGUGGAGUACAACAGCGACGCAUCAAGCGUGUGCUUCGACCUGGACCGGCAUGACCCGCCCAUCAGGCAGCACUACCAUCUCGGCCGCCUGGAGGAGCGUCGCGCCUUCGUCACGGAGGGCUGCGUCGCGGCAGCACAGGGGAUGUCCACACAGCGCAUCCUUGACCACCUGCUCCCGGCGCUGCUCACGGCAUUCGAGGCGGACGACUACAGUGAGUCCUUCGAGGACUGCGCCCCGUGCAUCGCGCGUGCCCUGCCGCAGAUCGUGGCGUGCAUGGAGGCACGUACGACGGCCAACCUCACCUACUUCAUGGGCCUCAUCAUGGCGCUGUGCUGCUCCGCGGAGGGAGUCGUCGCGAAGGCGAUUACGACCUCCCUGCAGGCCAUUCUGGAGAUGCUCGCGGACGAUGUACUGCGCGAACUCUUCCUCCCUUUCGUACUCACGAUGCGCCUAUCCUUCUGGAGUGCGCCGCGCGUCGUGGCGGCCGGGCUGCUCGGCUACCUUGCUAUGCGACCGGCAGUGCUUCAGGCAAGUGGCUUGAGCGUGUCGGACAUGUUCAACUACUACGCAGAGUGCAGCAGCGACGCCUCGGCAAUGGUCCGCUCGGCCGUUGUCAUGUCCCUACAUGACUGGGUGCGUGUGGCGGCUGUGCAUCGCCUCACGCUGGCCGAGAUGCCGCUGCCGCUUCUGAAGAGUCUUGCCACUGACGACCUUAGUGACACCGUCCGCUACCUUUUAAUCGAAGAGGUGGUGAAGCUGGCGCAGAUGAUCGGGCCCAAGUCAUCGUCCAAGUAUCUGCUCAGUACCUUCGUAGGCGCGCAUAUGGACCCAAGCUGGCGGGUACGCUACACUGCAGCCAAUCAGCUUGGCGCGAUGGCAGCGCUGGUGAUGAACGCCAACGACUUGGAGGUGGUUCUGGAUACACUCGCGCGUGACGAGGAGCCGGAGACGCGCGCGGCUGUGGCGCGGCAGCUCGAGUGGAUGGUGCAGCACUGCAGCAGCGAGGUCAUCCAGCACUGUUGUGUUCCUGUUGCAGUAGCCCUGUCGCAGGAUGCCGACCCGGUCGUGCGGCGCAGUGCGGCCCGCCACUACCACUGCUUCAUAACUGGUAGCGAUGAAGUGGUUCGGACCAUGUGCAAGGCGCUGCGAGCAUUGAUGCAAGACGCAGCCUUCCCUGUCCAAGAGAACGCUAUUGAGAGCCUGGGGGAUCUCGUGACGGCGCUCGAGGGGAGUCUGCAGGCAGCAGUGCAGCCUGCAGCGCUAGGUAGUUCCGGCGGCAGCAACAGCGAAACGGCGCUCUCGUCACCUAACUCAUUCCGUAGCCCCGCCUCGCGGCGGCACCCGGCGUCGGCGUUGGCCACUGCGCACGGCCGCGGCAGCCGCCAUAAAUCGCCACACUGCUCCCCGCGAUUGGCCAGUGGUGCGACGGCUGGCAGUGGGCCAGCUGGUGCAGGGGGGGUGAACACCACCUUCACACGGAAGCGCGCCGACGCGAUUGUGCGCUCCUUUAUGACGGAGGUACUGACCCUCAGCGAGUCGCGCAACUGGCGCAUCCGCGACGCUGUGGUGCGUGUUGUGCACCACUUCUGCAAGGUUCUCAGUCCUGGCCAGUUCCGCCCCCUCACCAACAUGCUCUUCAUCGCCCUUCACGACCCCGUCAGCACUGUCCGCUCGCAGGCGGUGCGCACGCUGAAGGAGGUGGCGGUGGCCUACGGAGGCGAGUGGGCGACUCAGACGGCGGCAGAGCUAUUGCAGUCAGACACGCUUGCCCCGGCGCGCGCCGUGAGCUACAUGUGGCGUAUCAUAAUGAUCCAGUGCCUAGAGGUUCUGCUACCGGUAGCGAGCGAGCUCGGCCCAUGCGAAGCGCGGCGGCGGCAGCUCCUCGCGACGACGCUGCCACUGCUGCGUGACUAUGUCACUGACCGUGUGCCAAACGUCCGUCUCGCGGCGGCGCACGCGCUACCUUGCUGGUACUCCUGGUUCGAUGUGACGGAGGGAGAGCGGAGGGCGUACAACGCGGCAAUCGAAGAACUGCAGCAGGACACGGACAUCGACGUCCUCAGUGCUUCGCAUAACAUUCCGUACAACAACAGCGGCAGCAGCAGCAGCGUCGCCGACGGUGCGGGGCGCUGA
Leishmania braziliensis MHOM/BR/75/M2904 is the source of this 2649-nucleotide messenger RNA. RefSeq names its product putative protein phosphatase 2A regulatory subunit. The transcript has a single exon. Gene Ontology annotation, biological process: protein dephosphorylation. Gene Ontology annotation, cellular component: protein phosphatase type 2A complex; cytoplasm. Gene Ontology annotation, molecular function: protein binding; protein phosphatase regulator activity. Lineage: Eukaryota; Euglenozoa; Kinetoplastea; Trypanosomatida; Trypanosomatidae. Bases 1 to 2649 code for a protein of 882 amino acids. The record is from RefSeq and is a predicted model, not a curated record.